AUGGAUACUUAUAAAUCUAAAAAAUUAAAAAUUGAUCAAAGUGAUGAUGCUGGUGUAAAUAUAUUAUUGGGUUUAAGUAAAAAAUCCAGUCCAAUGAUUUCAACUCCAGUUUUGGGUUCAUUAUAUGGAAAAACUGGUUUUUCAUUUCCUUCUCCAUUAUCAAUAUCCUCUCCAAUUAAUUCAAACAUUCAAAGUUUACCAAGUCCUCUAUCGUUGUCCUCUUCAACAAAUACAACUCCUCACUUGGGUUCCUUAUCUUUAAAAAAUGGAUUUUCUUUACCAUCUCCACUUACAUUUUCUUCACCAAAUUUAUUAAAUGAUAACCAUUGUCCACCUUCUCCAUAUUUUUGUUUAGUGAAUUUAAGUGCCUCAAGUCCUUCAAUUUUUAAUAAUAAUUUAAGUAAUAGUAUUAAUAAUAGUAAUAAUAAUAAUGAUAAUAAUAUUAAUAUUAAUAAUAGCAAUAAUAUAAAUAAUAAUAAUAAUAAUAAUAAUAAUAAUAAUAAUAAUAAUAAUAAUAAUAAUAAUAAUAAUAAUAAUAAUAAUAAUAAUAAUUAUAAUAAUAAUAAUAAAGCUAAUUAUUUAAUAAAUAAUCCAAAUCAACAAAAUAAUAUUUCAUUGGUAAACCCACCAUCCCCAAUUUUAUUAAAUUCAUUAAGUUCUUCACCAAAUAUGUCAGGCGAAAAUGAACUUUUACCACCCUCAACACCCUCAUCACCAAUAAAUUCAAACCCAAUAAUAAAGGUUACAAAUCCAACAAAUAAAACAAAUACUAAUUGCACAUUGAAUUAUUGUAAACUUUGUAAAUGUGGAACACCCGAGUUCCUUAUUAAAAAUACAACAUGGGGUCAUAUAAUGAGAGUUGUAUUUUCAUGUUUAAAAUUAAAUGAUCCUGAAAAAGAUUUUUUUAAUUUAAAAAAAGAAGUCUAUGGAUUUAUGACAUCUCAUUGGGAAUUAUUAAGUGUUUCUGGUGAUAAAAAAAAAAAUAAGGAUAUUGAUUUUUUUUUUUUUUUUUUUGUUUUUUUUUCUCUAAAAAUAGAAACUGAUAAUUGGCAUAAACAAAUUCAAGAUAUGUUAAGUCAUUCAAAAGAUAUUUUUGAAAGUGGUAUGUCAGCAUUACAACAAAAUGGUUAUUGGAGAUUAAAAAAGUAUGAAGUUGACUAUUGGACCUUCAAAAAAGAAAAGGUUACAAGAACAAAUAAAAGAAAACAAAGAGAGUUAAAGAAUCAAGUUGAUAACGAAACCAUUAAUAAAAUGUUUAUGGAAGCCAUUUUAAAAAAAGUGGAUGUUGAUAAAGAGAAAAUCGAUGAAAAUUUAAUUAAAAAUUUUAUUUUAAAAGAAUUUGGAGUCCCUAAUUUUAAAAAAAAAAAAAAAAAAAAAAAAAAAAAAAAAAAAAAAACUAAACAUUGUAAAUAA
Molecule: messenger RNA, 1413 nt
Organism: Dictyostelium discoideum AX4
Lineage: Eukaryota; Evosea; Eumycetozoa; Dictyosteliales; Dictyosteliaceae
Exons: 2
Coding region: 1-1413 (470 amino acids)
Source: RefSeq, a predicted model, not a curated record